AUGGCAGACAUCUUUGAUGAGUUUCCUCAUAUACUUGUUCCGGUUACUUUCUCUAAUAAUGAACCAUAUAACUACCUAAUUAGAGAAAAGCAACAAUAUAACUUUGAAAAACUUACAGCAAUUAUUGAAAAUGAACUUCUACUUUUGAAUGGUGAUACUAUUCAACUUCCUCAAGAAAUUGUUUUGCCGACCCAAGAUAUAAAUGCUUUGAUCCGCUUUAUUUAUCCUGACUUCUCUGCAGAUUCGGAUCCUCAAUACUUAGUUGAGCACGCAAUACUUGCUCCAAAAAAUGAACAUAUCAAUGCUAUUAAUGCUGCUAUUAUGAACCAAUUUCCUGUAGAUGCAGUCGAUUAUUUUAGUGCAGACAUAAUUGAAAGUCAAACAGAUUCAGAGCACCAGUAUCCGAUAGA
This is a messenger RNA of Racocetra persica, 410 nucleotides long. NCBI's taxonomy places the organism in Eukaryota, Fungi, Glomeromycota, Glomeromycetes, Diversisporales, Gigasporaceae. The record is from the annotation of a GenBank genome assembly.